UGGGAAGGAGCACUGCUCAAAGAAAACACAGAGAACACCCACGGGAAGAGGGCAGGGGCUUGGCCCAGCUCGUUUACAAGAACCCGAGCGUCUGGAUUCCUCACGUGUGUGGCAUGGAGUGCACAUUCCGUAAGCUAUUCCUCGAUUUAUGCCUUUUUUAUUAGCUUCUCAAUAAAGUUCUGUUCUUGGAAAUAAUGGAUGGAGGUUGCUUUUAUUUGUUUCUUCCUUAAUUCAUUUUCAUCUACGAAGAAGAAGCAGAAGCAGAAGACGACGACAAUGAAGACGACAAAGACAAUGACAACGAUGACGAUGGAUGAAGAAGAAGAAUACGACGAAGACGAAGAAGACAACAAAGACGACGACGAAGACGACAACGAAGAAGAUGCAGAUGAAGAAGACGACGAAGACGACAAAGAAGAAGACGACAACGAAGACGGAUGAAGAAGAAGAAUACGACGAAGACAAAGAAGACAACGAAGACGACGACGAAGACGACAACGAAGAAGAUGCAGAUGAAGAAGAAGAUGACGAAGAGGAAGAAGAUGACACAGACGAAGAAGAUGCAGACAAAGAAGAUGACGAUGAAGAUGACGAAGAAGACGAAGACGACGAAGAAGACAAAGAUGAAGAAGAUGAAGACAAAGAAGAAGACGAAGACGAAGAAGACAAAGAAGAAAAGGACAAAGAAAAAGACAACGAAGAAGAAGAAGACAAGGAAGACAAAGAAGACGAAAAAGAAGACAACGACGAUGACGAUGAAGAAGACGACGACGAAGACGAAGAAGGGGAGAGAGAGAGAGAGAGAGAGGGUCCAUCCUCUGGUUCACUCCCCACAUGCCCGCCGGAGCAUGAGACUCUGUCCUGCUUUGUCAUGUGGAUGGCAGGAACCAGCCAUCACCUGCUGUCCGCUGGGACGCAUCAGCAGGAAUCCAGACCAGAAGCAAACCCAGCGCUCUGA
Messenger RNA from Oryctolagus cuniculus (rabbit), 958 nucleotides. The record is from RefSeq and is a predicted model, not a curated record. NCBI's taxonomy places the organism in Eukaryota, Metazoa, Chordata, Mammalia, Lagomorpha, Leporidae.